AUGGUUUCUGCUGGUCCCGGGCGAGCAAAGCUGCAACUACUAUCAUACGAAACGUUGAGCCAGUACUUCCAAGCGCAUGAGGACGAGGUUGUUGAGAUCGAGAUACUUCCUCCUGCGAUUGAGCCAUUAGGUGGCAUACUGAUGCAAGAUGGUCUGAACUUGGGAGUCCCGAAGAAAACACUCGCUCUAGCUUACGUGGAAGCUCGACACCGGUUCUUCGAGGGCAUGCAUGAUAGCAAGUUGGCUUCAUCAGCUCUGCAAGCAACAAAAGUGAUGCUUCUCUUUGACCCGGAGCACCUCACGGCUGCGAAUUUCCGCAAAGGUUGGCUCGGUGCACUUGAAGCCGAGUUUAAAUCGUACAACCCAGCAGUCUACCAUAAAGCAUUGCGACAGGAGCUCUGUUUCUUGAACAGCAUUCUCACGUCCCCUCUCCAUCGCCAGUCCAAGUCUCCAACUCUGUGGUAUCACCGCUUAUGGUUGCUCGAUCUACUUGCGUCUGUCGAAUUAGAGAAAGCAUCCGAAGAUCAAAAGGCAACCUUUUGGCGCGCCGAGCUCACCGCUGUGUGCAAGUCGGGGGAGCAGCAUCCUAAGAACUAUUACGCCUGGCAGUACGCUCGAAGGCUUAUGCCAAAAAUUGUUAGUCCUGAAACGAAUGACGAGUUUGCUCGUCAUGUCAAAGACUGGUGCUGCAGACACCCGAGUGACAUAUCGGGUUGGUCUUUUCUUCUUUCCUUGCUACCAAGGUUACAUCCUGUGUCAAAGAGACAAGGCCUGGUGAGAGACAUUUUAAGCUAUGCGAUCAAUUUGCGGCUUGAGCAUGAAUCUUUAUGGGUGUUCAUCCGGACAAUCCUGGCGCAGGAAACUUUACUUGGAGGACGUACGGAAUUUGAUGAGACGCUUCAAAACUACAACGACGAUCUUGGAAACGCGAAAAAAGCAUCUGCGGUAUCGGAACGGGUGCCACGGACUUUAAACUGGAUCAACACUUACAGAGAGGCUAUUGCAGUUCCUAAAAACUGA
This is a messenger RNA of Cucurbitaria berberidis CBS 394.84, 1020 nucleotides long. RefSeq names its product protein prenylyltransferase. Gene Ontology annotation, cellular component: cytoplasm. Lineage: Eukaryota; Fungi; Ascomycota; Dothideomycetes; Pleosporales; Cucurbitariaceae. The transcript has a single exon. Gene Ontology annotation, molecular function: protein prenyltransferase activity. The record is from RefSeq and is a predicted model, not a curated record. Bases 1 to 1020 code for a protein of 339 amino acids. Gene Ontology annotation, biological process: protein prenylation.